Molecule: messenger RNA, 1498 nt
Organism: Scatophagus argus
Lineage: Eukaryota; Metazoa; Chordata; Actinopteri; Scatophagidae
Gene: fam174c
Product: family with sequence similarity 174 member C
Exons: 3
Coding region: 156-563 (135 amino acids)
Cellular component (GO): extracellular region
Source: RefSeq, a predicted model, not a curated record
AGUUUAUAUUUACUUUACAUCAACAAAGCAAGAGGCGGAAUUCACGCGACGUGUACCCGGAAAACCCCGGACUCGCUUUGGUUCCUGUGAAAAACUUUACCUCUCGCGCCAUAGUUUCUUCGUUUUGUUUCGUCGCGGGUGUUCCGGGUGUUAGCAUGACUUGUUACAGAGUUCUCUCGGUGGUUUUCGUUCCGAUCUGUUGGGCGCUCGUGUCCGGGUCGGUGGGUGGGAACCAAACGGCCACCGGCGGCACCGCGGCGCCCAGAGCCGCGACGACGAACUCCAGCGGGGUGAACUCCACACACAGCGGCGGUAAGGGUCACGGAGGACCGAGUGACGGCUUCAUUGGGGACAGCUGGAUGAUCCAGAGGGCCCUGUACGUCCUGAUCGCCAUCACCAUGAUCGGAGUUCUCUACUUCGUCAUCCGAGCUGUGCGGCUGAAGAAGCCUGGACAGAGGAAGAAGUACGGCCUGCUGUCAAACUACGACGACUCGGUGGAGAUGGAUGCGGUGGAGAGCGACGAGGACGACACGCUGUAUGAAGCUCGCAGCCUCCGCAGAUGAGUCCGGUCUUUGCCUUCUGAUGGAUCAGACGAGUCAUGUGUUUACCGUGGGACGUCAGCUGAUAUUGAUUAUGGAUCGGAGAGAGAGAGAGGACUGACCAGUGACAGCUGCUGGAGGAAAACAUGGACCAAACGGUCACUGAAGACAAAUGCCAAAGCUGCUUGAGGAACUCGAGCAGGAUAAUCAUGACUUUUUAAAGUUGGUAUUCAGUUAAUCUGUGUUGUAACGUUGACUGUUUGCGGAGAACCACAAGGCCAAAUUUUCCUUCUCUGUUCGGCUUCAAAGAGUGGUUUUCUCAGUUUUCUUUUUUCUCGUUUUAUUUGCAUUCUGAGCUUCUCUGUGCCAACUGUGUGCUUAAACUACUGCAAACUGACUCCAGAGCAGCUGAGAAAGCUGCAGCAGAGAGUCUGGCUCCACGCAGCGCCGAUCCGCAGAGCCCUCGUGUUCCCGAAUCCCGGCGGCCGAGUGAAAAGUCAUCACUUUCACGAUAAAACAAAGCAGAAUUUAAUCGCCUUAAAAGUCACGUGCACGGAGCACAAGACAGAGGGGGGUCGGGGGGGCUUGGACCCUCUGACGGGUGGAUCCGGCCCUGUUCAGCAUCACGAUGUGCUCUUUUCAUUUGGUAAAAAGUUGUUUUAUGCUGCCGUCAUUUGCUCCUCACAUCGCAGGACUUUUCUAGAAAAAAACUAAACAUGAGAAACAGUAAAACAGUAAAUUUGAGUUCAUAAUUUAUUAUCUGAAACGUAUCUUAUUUUUGCCAGGAGACGACUUCUGUAUUUGUUACGUUGAGUGUUUUGUUUGACAUGUCUGCUGCUGCGCCGCCCAACUUCUCUGCCACGAACCAUCGAAGCUUCAGUCACUUUCACAACAGUUCAGAGUUUUGAGGUCAUUUGUAAGAAAAAAGAAAAGAGAAAAUAAAUGAAUAAUAAAAAGGG